ACUCACCAAAAAACAGAAGAUUCAAGGAAAAAAAAAACAAAAUGUUGGCUAUUUUUCAAAAGACGUUUGCGCAUCCACCGGAAGAACUAAACAGCCCGGCGUCAAACCUCACGGGCAAAACCCCAAAACUUCCCGGAGAAACCCUCUCUGACUUCCUUUCAAACCAUCAAGACUCUGCUUUCUCCAUGAACUUCGGCGACUCCGCCGUCCUCGCUUUCGUCCGCCAAGAAAACUCUCACCGUCCAAGGAUGUUUAGUGGAAUCGAUGGAAUCUACUGUGUGUUUCUUGGAACACUGAACAACCUAUGCGACUUAAACAAACAGUACGGUUUAUCUGGAAAAUCUUCAAACGAGGCCAUGUUUGUGAUCGAAGCUUACCGAACACUACGUGACCGUGGUCCUUACCCAGCUGAUCAAGUUCUUAGAGGUCUCGACGGAAGUUUCGCCUUUGUCGUCUACGAUACUCAGACAUCCUCUGUUUUCGCAGCUCUGGGAUCUGAUGGAGCUGAGAGUUUAUAUUGGGGAAUAGCUGCAGAUGGGUCUGUUGUUAUGUCUGAUGAUGUCAAGAUCAUUAAGCAAGGUUGUGCUAAGUCAUUCGCUCCUUUUCCGACAGGGUGUAUGUUUCAUAGUGAGAGUGGUUUGAUGAGUUUUGAGCAUCCGAAGAAUAAGAUGAAGGCGAUGCAGAGGAUUGAUAGUGAGGGAGUUAUAUGUGGAGCUAACUUCAAAGUCGAUGCUUGCUCCAAGAUCAGUAGUCUUCCGAGAAGAGGAAGUGAAGCUAACUGGUCUUUGGCAAACUCUAGUUAAUGUAAGGAGGAAGAAGAGUUGUCUUUGUAAAUUACCCAACAAUGGUGUUGUCGAAAAAAAAAAAUCAAACAAUAAUAAUAAGCUUAUUUUACUGAUUCAGUAUGGUGGACUCUGAUCAUUCAGCAUGUCUCCACAUGUCUACAAACUCGUCUGGUUUUUAGUUUGGUUAAUAUCUGGAUAAUUUUUACUAAUUUGAAUUAUUUUGGUUACUCC
Messenger RNA from Eruca vesicaria subsp. sativa (arugula), 1016 nucleotides. The record is from the annotation of a GenBank genome assembly. Lineage: Eukaryota; Viridiplantae; Streptophyta; Magnoliopsida; Brassicales; Brassicaceae.